UUUUUGUGAACCAGCUAAGAAAUGUUUCUAGCUGCAAAUGUAAUGGCCAUCGGAAAUAAUUAAGAUAUUAGUCUAUAAGCCGUCUAGCUGCAUGCCCAUUCGGCUAUUGUAGAGUUUUAUGACUGGCUGGUAUAUGAGGUUUCUCCCUCUCCUCUAAGAGCAGCUUCAGUCGUGGGAGAGCCUUUCAGACGGAGAGGAGGCCCGGCUCUCAGCUAGAAAUCUGAACUGUACAGAAACACUGUGGAUAAAACAUUACCUUCUGCUUUAGUUUGGGAAUACUGGGAUUCACAUUUCCAGGGUCGGCGUUGAUUUCACUCUGCAGUCCUGCGCCAUAAUGAAAUCCAUGUCUGCCUGCUGAUUGGAUGAGUGUCCAGGCCUGAAUCACGUGGGUGAGUUCUUUAGUCCAGAGUAAAAAUGGGGUUUGGUGUAAAUCUAGGGUGUAUUGCUGUCAUAUAUCACACUACCUCGUAAAAACGACACUGAGGAUUCUGGGCCAACAAAUCAGAGAGAAAAAUAUGAGUUCUUAUUAUGUGGACGGUCUUCUUAGCAAAUAUACAGCGGGCAGUUCUCUCUUCCCAAACGUAGAGCGGGCGUCUUGCAGUAUUGGACCCAGUGGAGAGGACUAUGGCUCGGCUCGGACUGCUUCGGCCAUCGCGUUUCCACCGUCGCUGUCUGGAGUUUACAGCGUCAAUAAUGCAGUGUACCAGAGCCGCCCCGUGUUUACCUCGGGCUAUGGCCAGGGGCAGGACGCACACACACUGCACUGCAGCCUGUUUGACCAAAGCCGCCUGUUCACCGACAGCUGCUGCCAUCUGGAGCCGGGACCCCUCACCUCGCCGCCGGACAAACAAUACCGGAUGUACCCCUGGAUGAGAGCAUCAGAUCCAACCCGAAAGCGGGGGCGGCAGACCUAUUCCCGGUACCAGACCCUGGAGCUGGAGAAGGAAUUCCAUUUCAACCGGUACCUGACCCGCAGGAGGAGGAUCGAGAUAGCCCAAGCCCUCUGCCUCACAGAGAGACAGAUCAAAAUCUGGUUUCAGAACCGCAGGAUGAAGUGGAAGAAAGACCACAAGGAGGAACCGGUAUCGACCCCCGGGGAAAAGGACCUUGAUAUCCAGGCGGUGUCAGAGCCCGAAGCUGGAGACGACCGGAGCGCCGGUUUGGAGUCAGAAACAGCUGCAAAGUAACGAAAGAGACGGACAAAGCAUCAAAAGAAAGAAAAAUACUGUUAAAUGUGGUCUACAAAUAUAUCUGAGAUGUUUCUCACAUACCAUUCAUGCACUAAGAGCUUUGUAGGCUAAUUAAGUGAAUGACAGCUGAAAGCAAUUGUGUAAUAAGUAUUUAACAGUAGGCUGUUUGAUAUUUAAUGUUAAAACCCAAAAUGCAUAAAAAGGCUCCGCAUGGAAUAGCGAUAUUAACUACCUAUCCAAACUCUAUUUUUAUAUGUAGCCUAAUUUAACCCGAUUGUACUACUGAAUCCACAUUCCUUAACGAAAAACUACCUAUUAUUUACCUGCUAAUAUUAAAACACUCACACAAGGAAUUCAACGUUAGUUGAAAUUGACUGUAAAUUAAUAUAUUCUACCUAUUCGAAUAUUUUUUCUCCAGACAUUUUCUAAAUGGAUACAAAUACAAUAUUCUGCGCAAAUGUGCCUUAUUGUGAAUAAAUAAAAGUGAAUGUUUUGUUAGUUAAAUGCCUCAAACUGUGAUUUAGAUGCUUCUGUAGAUUUCAGUAAGUGUACCGCUGUAUCAUUUUAUUAUCACUGCUUACCCCUUAGGAUGUUAAUAUGCAUGUUUUCGAUACUUAUUUACCCCCCAUACGCCCCAGGAUUAACAGAAAUAUUUGUUUAGUUUCGGGUGAACUCAUGUGACCUACCUCAGAUCCCCAGAAAGUCAACUUGCUUAUUAUACUGUAAACAGGAACGUAAAUGUUUAAGUCUUUAGCCGUGUACUGUAAAAUUUUAUAUUUCAUUUAGGAAGAUUUUCAGGCUCAACAUUUCAUACGUGUUGUGAAUGGCAACAAUAAAUGAAUGCCCCUUUAUUUAGACAGCAUUACAUUUCAGUAUAAAGUCAUUACUUUUUUUAGUAUAAAAUGAGUACGCAAUAGUAAUCCAACAUAUGCAAAUACUGUGAUAAAUUUUGUGCCCAAUUUUUCAAUGUGAAUUAUAGGCUGAGUAAUAUGUGAACAAAUAAAUAUAAAAAGUCUUAAGCCUCUGGGAAUGUCUUACAUCUGUAAAUGAAAAUAUAAUUAUUGAAUAAAAUAGCUUUUACCUGUC
This is a messenger RNA of Siniperca chuatsi (mandarin fish), 2276 nucleotides long. RefSeq names its product homeobox protein Hox-A7. The record is from RefSeq and is a predicted model, not a curated record. Bases 516 to 1187 code for a protein of 223 amino acids. Gene Ontology annotation, biological process: anterior/posterior pattern specification; regulation of transcription by RNA polymerase II. Lineage: Eukaryota; Metazoa; Chordata; Actinopteri; Centrarchiformes; Sinipercidae. Gene Ontology annotation, cellular component: nucleus. The transcript is spliced from 3 exons. Gene Ontology annotation, molecular function: DNA-binding transcription factor activity, RNA polymerase II-specific; RNA polymerase II cis-regulatory region sequence-specific DNA binding.